CUACACACGGACCGGACUGACUCGGUGGUCUCCACAACCUCGUCAACACAGACAUUACCAUGGGGUUGAGCCAGUCGGCACCCAAGAUCACUGCUCAUGAUCGGGCGAUUCUCGAGUGCGUGGGCUUUCAUGAUUUCUCAACCAAACGGUAACGCCCAACAAGAGCAUCUACUGCGCAGUCUCAAACUUCAGCGCGAUAAGCUAAAGCAGUACCAGAAGAAGAUACAAGUCGUGCUCGACCGCGAGCAUGAAAUCGCGAAAGCCCAUCUCGCUACCGGUCAGAAGGACCGUGCCGUCAUAGCCCUCCGAAGGCGCAAGUACCAGCAGAGCUUGCUGCUGAAGACCGACAGUCAAUUAGAGAACCUGGAACAAUUGGUGUCGACUAUCGAGUUUUCUUUGGUCGAGGUUUCUGUCCUUCACGGUCUCAAGCAAGGAAAUGAAGUUCUUAAAGAAAUCCAUCGCGAGAUGAGUAUUGAGAGCGUUGAGAAGCUCAUGGAUGAGACGCAAGAAGCGAGAGAGUAUCAGCGAGUAAGUCAUAUUCCGUGCUUCUUGUGCUGUUUUGAGGAUGGUGUACAGGAAAUCGGUGAUUUGCUGGCGAAUCGAUUAACACAUGAUGAGGAGGACUCCGUCCAGGCGGAGCUCCUGGCAUUACAAGGGGAAGCGGUCAGUGCGAACUGUCGGAUAUUAUUUUCCCCCUUUCACAUGAUAUCUAGCUUGGACAAGCUGAACCUAAAGUGCACCUGGAUUUGCCAUCUCCACCUAGGUCGUUGCCGCUUGUUUCAGAAGGUCAGAGUAGUUCACGAUUGUCGGACGGCCUUUAUCCUCAUUUCCAUUUAGAAGCCCAGCAAGUACUCCAAGAGACUAAGAGGGAGCGAGUUCCCUUACCUGGUUAGCACCUGCUAUUUAGCACGCAUAGUAUCACAGAUAUUUUUAUUUUGGCAUUACUCAUAUCCUCAUUCGUGGCCUAGGCCUUCUCCAGACAUUUACAGAUACUACGACACUACAGUAGGAUGACAGUUAAUGAUACAAAUAUUAGACGUCAGACUAGAGCAACAGUAUCGGUCUACUACCAACUGUCAAAGUUUCCGAACCCUAUUUUUCGCUUUUUUUU
Molecule: messenger RNA, 1111 nt
Organism: Suillus plorans
Lineage: Eukaryota; Fungi; Basidiomycota; Agaricomycetes; Boletales; Suillaceae
Product: Snf7-domain-containing protein
Exons: 3
Coding region: 97-837 (246 amino acids)
Biological process (GO): late endosome to vacuole transport via multivesicular body sorting pathway; vesicle budding from membrane
Cellular component (GO): ESCRT III complex; multivesicular body
Source: RefSeq, a predicted model, not a curated record